AUGAUGGUGUCUGAUAGCGGCGUCAGGAACUUCCCUCGUGUUCGAUUUGCUGUAAGUGUUGGCUACUGGAAGGACCCUUACAUCCAGUAUUUUGUGAGACAAGCCAAAGAAAGAAAAGCACCUGAAAUCAAUAGAGGUUAUUAUGCUCGUGUCCACGGAGUCAGUUACCUGAUUAAAGCCUUUCUAAAGAAGACAGAAUGCAACUGUCAGAUUGUAAAUCUUGGGGCUGGGAUGGACACCCUGUUCUGGAGACUGAAGGAUGAAAAUCUUCUCCCUAGAAAAUACUUUGAAGUGGAUUUUCCAAUGAUAGUUGCAAGAAAAAUACAUCACAUCAAAUCAAAACCUCCCCUGUCAAAACCAAUUAUGGAAUCCCAUUCAGGGGACUCUCUUCUAAUAGAUUCUCACAGCCUGGACUCCAGUCGAUAUUCCAUACAAGGAGCAGAUCUCCGUUUCUCAUCGGAGCUGGAGGAAAAGCUGAAGAAACAUAACCUGGAUGUGCAUUUGCCAACGCUGCUGGUGGCAGAGUGUGUGCUGGUUUACAUGACCCCGCAGCAGUCUGCAAGUCUCCUCAGGUGGGCAGCCAGCACCUUCCCAGUGGCAAUGUUCAUCAAUUAUGAGCAGGUGAACAUGACAGACCGAUUUGGACAGAUCAUGAUUGAGAACCUGCAGAGACGACAGUGUAACCUGGCUGGGGUGGAAGUCUGCAAGUCCUUAGACUCUCAGAGGGAGCGAUUGUUGCUAAACGGCUGGGAAACUGCACAUGCCAUUGAUAUGAUGAAAGUGUACAGCUUUUUGCCACAGGCCGAUGUCAAAAGGAUAGAAGGACUUGAAUUCCUAGAUGAAAAGGAGCUGUUUGAACAACUAAUGCAGCACUACUGCAUCUGCUGGGCUUCAAAGGACAGGAGUAAUCUGGGUCUUGCAAACAUCACGUUCUGA
This is a messenger RNA of Nestor notabilis (Kea), 936 nucleotides long. RefSeq names its product leucine carboxyl methyltransferase 1 (gene LCMT1). The record is from RefSeq and is a predicted model, not a curated record. Gene Ontology annotation, biological process: C-terminal protein methylation. Lineage: Eukaryota; Metazoa; Chordata; Aves; Psittaciformes; Psittacidae. The coding region runs from base 1 to 936 and encodes 311 amino acids. Gene Ontology annotation, molecular function: protein C-terminal leucine carboxyl O-methyltransferase activity. The transcript has 11 exons. Gene Ontology annotation, cellular component: cytosol.